CUUUGUCUGCACUUCUGAAAUCUAAAACAACAGAUUUUGGGUUGAAAUAAACUGGGACCAUGGGGCUCGGCACGGGGAAUGAUGAGUACACGUUGACGGCAACUUCUGAGAAGGAAAUCAAAAAGACCAAAAAGGGUAAAAAAAAGAAGAAGGAUGUGAACGAACUGAAGAAAGAAGUGGAGCUGGACGACCACAAGCUGACAUUGGAUGAACUUUCUCGCAAAUACGGCACUGACUUGAAUAAGGGCUUGUCUUCAUCCCGUGCAAAGGAGAUCUUAGAGCGUGAUGGACCUAAUGCCCUGACCCCACCUCCUACAACUCCAGAAUGGGUGAAGUUCUGCACACAGCUGUUUGGUGGGUUCCAGACACUGCUGUGGUUUGGUGCAUUUCUUUGUUUCACGGCAUAUGGAAUCCAGGCUGCCUCUAACGAAGAACCAGCGAAUGACAAUCUGUACCUGGGACUUGUGCUAGCUUUUGUUGUCAUAGUCAACGGAUGGUUCUCAUACUAUCAAGAAUCCAAGAGCUCUAAGAUCAUGGAAUCUUUUAGGAACCUUGUUCCUCAGCAAGCGUUAGUUGUGCGUGAUGGAGAGAAAAAGGUCAUCAAUGCGGAGGAGGUAGUCGCUGGUGAUCUUGUGGAGGUCAAAGGUGGAGACAAAAUCCCAGCUGAUCUCCGAAUCAUCUCUGCACAUGGAUGCAAGGUGGACAACUCCUCCCUCACUGGUGAAUCUGAGCCCCAGUCUCGUACUCCUGACUUCUCCCAUGAAAACCCCCUGGAGACGAGAAACAUUGCGUUUUUCUCAACCAACUGUGUUGAAGGUACUGGAAGAGGGAUUGUCAUCAACACCGGUGACUGUACUGUCAUGGGUCGUAUUGCAUCACUUGCCUCCAGUCUAGAUGGUGGAAAAACACCAAUUGCUAAAGAGAUUGAGCACUUUAUCCACAUCAUCUCUGGUGUAGCCGUCUUCCUGGGUGUGGCCUUCCUAAUCCUGUCCUUGGUACUUGGAUAUGGGUGGUUGGAAGCUGUUGUUUUCCUUAUUGGAAUCAUUGUCGCUAAUGUACCUGAAGGUCUCCCUGCCACUGUAACUGUGUGUCUGACUCUGACCGCCAAACGUAUGGCGAAGAAGAACUGCCUGGUGAAGAAUCUCGAAGCCGUGGAGACUCUUGGCUCGACCUCCACCAUCUGCUCUGACAAGACUGGAACUUUGACCCAGAACCGAAUGACCGUCGCUCACAUGUGGUUUGACAACCACAUUCACGAGGCAGACACCACAGAGAACCAGAGUGGAGCCUCCUUUGACAGGAGCUCUGCUACUUGGGCCACCCUCUCACGUGUUGCUGGCCUUUGCAAUCGUGCUGUUUUUCGUGCUGAACAGAGCCAUCUGCCAAUCCUUAGCCGAGAGACAGCUGGCGAUGCCUCAGAGUCUGCCCUGCUGAAGUGUAUUGAGCUGUGCUGUGGUUCAGUCAUUGAAAUGAGAGAGAAGUACACAAAGAUUUGUGAGAUCCCUUUCAACUCCACCAACAAGUAUCAGCUCUCAGUCCACAAGAAUCCCAAUUCUUCAGAGUCUAAGCACCUGCUGGUGAUGAAGGGAGCCCCUGAGAGAAUCUUGGAUCGAUGCUCUACUAUUUUGAUUCAAGGAAAAGAGCAGCCUUUGGACGAUGAAAUGAAAGAGUCAUUCCAAAAUGCUUAUGUAGAACUUGGAGGUCUUGGAGAAAGAGUGCUGGGCUUCUGCCACUUUAGCCUCCCUGAUGACCAGUUUCCUGAGGGUUUUGCAUUUGAUACUGAAAAUGUGAACUUCCCCACUGAGAACCUGUGUUUUGUUGGCCUCAUGUCCAUGAUCGAUCCCCCUCGUGCGGCUGUACCAGAUGCUGUGGCCAAAUGCCGGAGUGCUGGAAUCAAGGUUAUCAUGGUUACUGGAGACCAUCCAAUUACAGCUAAGGCUAUUGCAAUGGGUGUUGGCAUCAUCUCUGAAGGCAAUGAGACUGUGGAAGACAUUGCUGCACGUUUGAACGUUCCUGUUGGAGAGGUCAAUCCAAGAGAUGCUAAGGCCUGUGUGGUCCAUGGUGGAGAACUGAAGAAUAUGAAUGAAAGCGACCUGGAUGAGAUCCUCAAAUACCAUACAGAAAUUGUUUUCGCCAGAACUUCUCCACAACAAAAGCUGAUUAUCGUGGAAGGUUGUCAGCGACAGGGUGCCAUUGUGGCCGUAACCGGUGAUGGUGUCAAUGAUUCUCCUGCUCUGAAGAAGGCUGACAUUGGUGUGGCUAUGGGUAUCGCUGGAUCUGACGUAUCCAAACAGGCUGCUGACAUGAUUCUUCUGGACGACAACUUUGCCUCAAUUGUCACUGGAGUAGAAGAAGGACGUCUGAUCUUUGACAACUUGAAGAAGUCUAUUGCCUACACGCUGACUAGUAAGAUCCCUGAGAUGUCACCCUUCCUCAUGUUUGUCCUCAUUGGUAUUCCUCUACCUUUGGGCACCGUCACCAUUCUCUGCAUUGACCUGGGCACUGAUCUGAUUCCUGCUAUCUCAUUGGCUUAUGAAAAUGCAGAAAAUGACAUCAUGAAGAGACAACCCAGAAAUGCUCAAACAGACAGGCUGGUGAACGCGAGGCUAAUCAGUAUGGCAUAUGGUCAAAUCGGUAUGAUCCAAGCAGUUGCAGGGUUCUUUACCUACAUCGUGGUUAUGGGUGAGAAUGGAUUCUGGCCCAGUUAUCUGCCAGGACUUCGAGUUGGUUGGGAAGACAGAUCUAUCAGUGACCUGGAAGACAGCUAUGGUCAACAAUGGACCUUUGAGGCCAGAAAGAUUAUAGAGUCCACUUGCCACACAGCAUUUUUCAUCAGUAUUGUGGUUGUGCAGUGGGGUGACUUGAUCAUUGUAAAGACCAGAAGAAAUUCCAUCAUACAGCAGGGAAUGAAAAACAAAGUCCUCAUCUUUGCCUUUUUUGAGGAAGCUGCUCUGGCAGCUUUCUUGUCCUACUGCCCAGGCAUGGACGUUGCCGUCAGAAUGUAUCCUCUAAGACCAUUGUGGUGGUUCACUGCCUUCCCAUACUCACUUCUCAUCUUCAUCUAUGAUGAAGUUAGAAAAUACCUCCUACGACAGAAUCCAGGAGGCUGGGUGGAAAGAGAAACAUACUAUUAAAUCAAGACGACG
Messenger RNA from Sinocyclocheilus anshuiensis, 3146 nucleotides. Its product is annotated as sodium/potassium-transporting ATPase subunit alpha-1-like. The record is from RefSeq and is a predicted model, not a curated record. Lineage: Eukaryota; Metazoa; Chordata; Actinopteri; Cypriniformes; Cyprinidae. Gene Ontology annotation, cellular component: plasma membrane. The coding region runs from base 60 to 3134 and encodes 1024 amino acids. The transcript has 22 exons. Gene Ontology annotation, biological process: sodium ion export across plasma membrane; intracellular sodium ion homeostasis; proton transmembrane transport. Gene Ontology annotation, molecular function: P-type sodium:potassium-exchanging transporter activity; ATP hydrolysis activity; ATP binding.